Rana temporaria (common frog) is the source of this 897-nucleotide messenger RNA. RefSeq names its product fibronectin type III domain-containing protein 11-like. Lineage: Eukaryota; Metazoa; Chordata; Amphibia; Anura; Ranidae. The transcript has a single exon. Bases 1 to 897 code for a protein of 298 amino acids. The record is from RefSeq and is a predicted model, not a curated record.
AUGGCUGAAGCUACAAGCAGUAUGACAUCUGUCAAAAGCAAACAGGAUAAAGAAGAACGUCCUGCAGUUUUCAACUACCUGAAGCUCAUAGACAAUCACCUGUGCAUGACCAUGCGCGAACAUUUCGAAGAUCGGCUGGAUCUGCUCAGGAAAAUACAUUUUUAUAUCAAAAUCCAGCCCAAAAAAAUAUCAAUACGUCAGCAAAAUGUCAAAACACUGCUGCUAUUAGACCCUCGGAGACUCGAACAUCUGAAAGAGAUGGGUAGAGACCAGGUCAUGACAAAGAUGUUUCACAUGGAGAAUUACUUAGAGGAGAUGAGGAAAAGCCCUUCAGAACUGGUGGACAUGGUGCAGUCAAAUCAAGGAGAGUUCUCUCUGACAAAGCAGGAGACCAUCAAUGAAUCUUUGUCAGGGCUAAAAAAAUUGGUUAAUAAUUUUAAGAACAUGUCAGUGCAUGAACAACUGCACUUUAAACACCAACUGAUAUCACCAACUGCAGUCCGCCACCCUCCCUCCUUAAGGCUGUUCUUGUACUUUAAACGGCCAGUAAUGUUUGAUCGACUGGAGUCAACGGCUUUUGAUGAUUGGGCAAACCUGAGCUGGCAUGUUUCUGGACAUCAACAUCUGACAGAUAGUUUUGAUCUGCGCUUUCGACAGAUAAACGUACCAGCAAAUGUAGAAGCAGACAGUGGUGUAGAAGCAGACAGUGGUGUAAUCAUUGUGGAUGGAAACACCUUCAAGAUCCAAUUUCUCCUCCCAGAAGAGACACAUGAGUUUUCCAUCGGGAGGACCAAGGCGAGCAACACAGUGUACGAUGAGUGGCGUGAUGUCCUUACACUGAGGCUAAGGGCAUCCUGGGCCCAUCCUGCCCCUCAGCCUAACGCAAUAGACAACUAG